AUGGCCCGGCCCGCCCCCCGUGGUGCCCCCAUGCUUUUCCUGGCCCUCCUGGUGCUUCUGGAGCUGAGCCUGGCGGGCUCCCUGGGACCUGGAACUCCUGCUCGAAACCUCCCUGCGAAUCACCUCAGCCUCCCGGGCCCAGCACGAUGGAUGCCACAGGCCAGCCACCACCGCCGGCGGGGGGGCCUGGGCAAGAAGGAUCGGGGUCCCCGUGUGCCUGGCUGGGCCCAGGAGGGAGCUGUGGGCACCUCCACCAGGCAGGCCUCCAGGCUGCCAGGGGCAGAGGUGCUGCCGCCCAGACAAAGUCCUGCUGGCCUGCUGCAGGACAGGAAUCUGUUCCUGGGGUUGUCGCUGCCCUACCCCGAGAAGGAGAACCGGUCUCCGGGGAGGAAGCGCGGCAGGGAACACAAGCGACGCAGGGAGAGGUUGAAGCCGCACAGAGGCCGAGCCUUGGUCCGAGGCCCCAGCUCCCUGAUGAAGAGGGUGGAGUUGUCUGAAGACCAGGCACCAGACACCACAACAGAGGAAUCCUCCACCAGCCUGGCCCCGACCGUCCUCUACCUCUCCACCUUGGAGGCAGCGCCUGCCACAGAAGAGUCCCUGAUCCUGCCUGUCACAUCCCUGUGGCCCCAGCAGGUUCAGCCCCGGCCUGGUGGGGAGGUGAUGCCCACGCUGGACAUGGCUCUGUUCGACUGGACUGAUUAUGAAGACUUAAAACCCGAGGUCUGGCCCUCUGCCAAAAAGAAAGAGAGACACCGGGGUAAACUCUCCGGCGACGGCAAUGAAACGUCACUGGCCGAAGGGGAACCGUGCGACCACCACCAAGACUGCCUGCCAGGGACCUGCUGUGGCCUGCGGGAGCACCUCUGCACGCCCCACAACCGGGGCCUCAACAACAAAUGCUUCGACGACUGCAUGUGUGUGGAAGGGCUGCGCUGCUACGCCAAGUUCCACCGGAACCGCAGGGUCACACGGCGGAAGGGGCGCUGCGUGGAGCCCGAGACGGCCAAUGGCGACCAGGGAUCCUUCAUCAACGUCUAG
This is a messenger RNA of Phyllostomus hastatus (greater spear-nosed bat), 1041 nucleotides long. RefSeq names its product dorsal inhibitory axon guidance protein (gene DRAXIN). The record is from RefSeq and is a predicted model, not a curated record. NCBI's taxonomy places the organism in Eukaryota, Metazoa, Chordata, Mammalia, Chiroptera, Phyllostomidae. Gene Ontology annotation, biological process: Wnt signaling pathway; axon guidance. The transcript is spliced from 7 exons. The coding region runs from base 1 to 1041 and encodes 346 amino acids. Gene Ontology annotation, cellular component: extracellular region.